UUAUUUUUUAAUAUUUAUUUUAUUCUCAUUUCCUUUAUAAUUUAUAAUUCCUUAAUGAUUGCUUGUUUAUUUUAUACUUUAUUUAAUUUAGAUUUAUGAUUUAAAUAAUAUUAUCCAUAGUAAAUAACUUUGAUACAAUUUUUUCACCUUUAUAAAUUAUUUAGGCUUCUUAUUGACUUUGUGCUUAUAUAGGUAAGUAUUUGUUGACUCAAUUUUUUUUUAACAAAUAAGUACUUUAUUGUUUUAGUUAUAAAAUUUCAUUUUUUUGAUUAGAUAAAAUUAUUAAUGUUGAUUUUUAUAAACAUUUUUAGGCAUUUGAAUAUAGACGGUGUUUGAGUCAUGUCUAAUAAUAUGGGUUCAGACAAGUCCACUUUUCAACCCAUAGACUUAACUGGCAAACUUAUAAUUAAAGUAUGUUUAUUAAAAGAGAAAUAAGUAUUUAUUUAAUUUAAAAGAAAUAAUUCACUAUUAAUGUUCAAUAAUAAUAAUAAUGUUGCUAAUAAAAAAAAAUAAAUAUAUUUAAUUAAAUACUAUCUAUGUAUUCUUUAAUCAAUCGAAUAGCAUCAAAAAUACUCAAAUGGAAAUUGGAAUAGAACAACUAAAUAAAAAGCUACUCCAUUAGUAGAGAGACAAUCUAUUUUUUCUAUAGUUGAUAAUUUGAUCUUAAUUUAAUGAACAUUGUUUUUCAUUCAAUUAACCAUAAAAUUAAUUAAAAAGCAAGCAGUAUGAUCUAAAUUAUUAUUUUUUUUUACUGGUUUGAUUUACUCAACAAACAUUUUUGCUGUCAUCACAACUUUACACUACUUCCCAAUCGUGAUUUAUAUUUCUCUAUUAUUUUUGUCGUCCAUACUUCAAUGUAGCUCUCACUUUUACAGUGUAAAGUCUAAAUUUUGUUUUCUUUGACAAUAUUUUUGAUCUGAAGAAUUUUGACAAUGCAAAGAACUCUGCUUUUACUAUUCUCUCUUUAAUCUCUCGUAACUAGUUAUUCUUUGUAUGUAAAAGUUUUGGAGGUAGUUUAAUCUGUCUUGAUUUGAUAUUGGGUUUCUUCAAUACACAUCUUGAUCAGUUUUAUUAGUUUCUUUGGGACUCCAACUUCAGUCAUUAUAUUGUAUAGGCCCUCAAUGUUUGCUAGUCAUAGGCUUUUUAAAGUUUACACAUAUUUGCCAAAGAUUUUGUCAGAAUUCAUAUUUUAUUUUCUAUGAUUUGACCUAUAACUACAAUUUGUUCAAUAGUUGAUCUUCCCUUCCUAAAACUACAUUGAUAUUCACCCAUAUGCCUAUAUCUUAGCCUAGUGGUGAUGCGUACCUAAUACUUUUCUAAAAAAACCAGAGUACUAACCCUUAUCCUUGAUUACUAUUUUUUUCCCAUUUUUUCAAUAUUUUAAUUGGUACCCAAACAAUAAUAACACUUUAAAAUUGUUUUAAUACAUUUAUUACUGUUUUAGUUGAAAAUAACUCUCAAUUUGUUGUGCAAAAUCAUUUUGGAUAGGUAAUACGACAAAGUCAAAAAACAUAGGUUACAACAACCAAUGUCAAAGAAACACAAUAUUGAGCAUUUAAUAUUUUUAAAGUGUGUUUUGGAUACUGGUAACCAUAUUGGCAAUUACGAUUUUGUUUGUAGCAGCUUGAAAAAAAUUCUACAAAGGCUUUCCCAAACCAAGUUUUAAAAUUUUGUAACCAUGAGAUUCUUCUUUUUCCAAUGAUUUUUCCUUGUAUUAUGGAUUGGAGUAAAGUAUAUCGAUGCUGAGUGACAUGUUCCAGGUAUUUGGAGUUUCCUGUGCUUAAUGAUGUACAUAAUUUCUAAUUCUUUUUUCAGGCAAAAGGAUGCAACUUUGUUUGACCCCUCCUGAUAUCUUGGCCUUUUCUGUUUGUUCCUCAUAUAGUUUCAUGCAUGCAGUUUGGUUCCGAUAUAGGUUAGAGAUUAUUCUGAGGUUUUUGUUAUCUAAGCCAGAGUAUUUAAUAUAACAUAUAAUAUCCAUAAAAACAACAAACUUUAAAUAACCAUAACUUUGAAACUAAUGAUCAGCACCAAUUUUCAUUUAUGCUAUCAUGUUUAAACUGUUUUAAAAAAUAUAUAUAUAUAUACAUUUAGACAAAUUGCUUGAUUGUUAAACUGCAAAUAUUCUGAUUCUUUUAGAUAUAAAUCGAUGUUUAACAAAAAAACUUAAUAUUAUUUACUUAAAGAUGUGUUUUAUAUUUUAAUCCAAUUAUUAAUUUUAAAUUAACUAUUUUUCAUAGUUUUCGAGAUUAAAAAAAGGAAUACUAAAUAUAAAAUUAUAAAAGUCAAAUUUUUAAUUGACUUAAUAUAUUCUAGUGUAAUGCACAUGCAUUUAAAAAUAUAUCAUUAGUUCAUCUUUGUUAAUCGUUUAACAAAUAAUUUUAAAAAGAAUAAACUAAAAUUAUCAUUAUACAAUCAAAACAAAACUUUUAUGAAUCAAUACAAUUUUUUUAUAAUUCAAGGAUCAAACGUAAAUUUAAAAAAGCUAUAAAGGGAAAUAAUUGUUUGAAAAAAGUUUUAUACAGAAUGCAAACAACAUGUUUUAAACUAAUUUUUGUUUAAUUAUAUUGGUUUUAAUAUGAUUUAGAGGAUUAUAUAAAACAAAAUAUUUAAAACUUUAAACCCCGAUCAAAAGUAUGAGUAGUAUAACAAAUAAUAAAAGAAUAUCACAAAUUAUUAUUGUUUUAAGAACAUGAAACCAUUUUAAAAAUUACAUAUCUUAUCACGACUACAAUUAUUGUAUGAGAAUUUUUUUUUAACUUUUUAAUUUUUAUAAAAAGAAAAUACUGUAUUUCAAUUAUGUAAAUCAAAACAAAAUAUUGUUGUUCGGCUCCAAUAUAUGUCAAAAAUAUAUUAUGUUUAGUCUUUCAAAUUUGUGUAUAAAUCAUAAUAAUUUUAUUAUUUUUUAAUAUAUUUUUUCAGGUUCAAUUAGGCGAUGACAUUAGAAAAGUGUUGAUACACAAUGAGUCUAUAACAUAUGAUGAACUAUUACUUAUGAUGCAACGGAUAUUUAAUGGGAAAUUAACAGCUAUUGAUGAUCUCACAAUCAAAUACAAAGAUGAAGGUAGUAUAUCUUAAUUUAAUACAUAUUGAUACACAAUAAUUUUGUUAUAUAUAUUCAUAUUAAUUUUAAUUUUAAUAAUAAUUAAAUCGUAUUAGGAUAGGUUGCUGAAUUUUAAUUUUAACAUUUUUAUAUUACAUAAAACUAUUUUUGUAUUUGUUUUUAUCACUUUAGGAACUGAAUUUAAUAUUAAAAAUUCUAAGUUACCUGAUCUACUUAAUUGCCUUAACAUUGUAUUUUCUUAAAGACAAAUAUAAUUGAAUUCUAAUAAUUUGAGAGUACACACAUUUGUGUGUUUAAUGUUACUUCUUAAAAUGCUAUUUUAUUAAAAUAUAUUUUAAAUAUUAUUUUAAUUAUUUGUAAUUGUGUUAAUUUUAUUAAAAAUAUUAGAUGGAGAUUUGAUUACUGUAUUUGAUAGCCAAGACUUAUCUUUUGCUUUGCAAACAAGCAGAGUGUUAAAAUUACAAGUGUUCAUGAAUAAUUUGAAUAAUCAAGCAUUAUUAAAGCCCAAAUUAAACGUUGAAGAACUUAAGAAACAAAUACGAGAGAUAAGAAAUUCUGUAACAUGGCUAUUGGACACAAUUGAAGAUACUAAUGAAGGAAACAAUAUGUCAAAUACUAUACGUAAUAAUAAUAAAUGCAACUUAUAAAUCUACCAUUUAUAUAACUAACUUUUCAAUAAUUUUAUUAGAACAAGAUCAAUUGCCACCGAGUAUUACAUCAGCAGAAGUACUCGCAGACAAUGGGGUUACUAAAGAAUUUGAUCCAUUGCGUAAUUCUAAAGAAGAACGAUCAAAAACUCCUCAAACUACACAACAACUUAAAUGUAAGUUAUUUUUUUAUUGCCUAAUAUUAAGUUCUUAAUUAACCAAUGAAACUUAUAAGAAUAAUAACCAAACUAUUAUUGUUAACAUAUUUGUCAAGUACCUAUAUAUAUAUAUUAUGCAUUAAUGCUCUAGAGCUAUAAUUUAGAGCUUAGAUGUAUAGGAGGUAAAUUUAGCAAAAUUUAUAUUUAAACUUGAGGGUUUGUGGCUAGCAUUAAUUUCUGCUUGCCAGAAAAUAGAAGCUCAGAAAAAACCAUAUAAAUUCUACAACUUCCUAGUUCCAAUUUAUUAUAUUUAUUUGCUUCUUAAAACAAUACUUAUUUAUCUAAAUAAAUGUUACUACAAUUCAGAAUAAAGCUGUGAUUUAAUUGAAUGUAGUAAAUUAGCCACACCAUUUGGGUUAGUUUUCUGAUGAAAAAAUGAAACAUAUUGUUUUAAAUAAUGUUUAAUAAUAAUUGAUAAUAUGACCAACUUGAUUUGACCAUGACUGUGAAAUAUUAUACAUUAGGUUGGUUAAAUAUAACGUCAAUGCAUAAAAUAAGAGAAAACAAUAAUAUAAAGAAACAUUUACAUUUUUAACAAAUAUGUAUAAUGACUUUGUGGCCAAGUGCUUCUGAAAAAAAAAAUGGGGUACACUGAUCCAUUAGAAAAUGAUGUAACCUAAUUAAGUUAUACAUUUAAUGAUAAUCAUGGCUUUGCUUUAUUUUUAGAAUGAGUAUUAAACAUUAAAUUUUUUUAUUUUUUAGCUGAGUUAUCUCAAGAAAAUUUAGCUGCAUCUCCUCAGCCCCUUAGGCAAACACCACCUGUUCAACAAGCUCAAAUAUCUCAACAUGUGUACAAUGGGCAAUCUCAAGGCACUCUGAAUCAGCAGAUUCCAUACCCUGGAGGACAAAUACCACAAGGUAUGUAUAAAUUUGAAAUUUUAUUAAAUUUGUGAUAGUUUAUACAGAAUAUUUUAAAAACAAAUUUAUAUAUUAUAGGAGCUCAAGGUAAGUGGGUAAAUCCUUACCCGCAACCAGCAAUGAGAGCUUCAUAUCCAGCUCAAUAUUCUUAUCUGUACUCAACACAAAUACCAGCUUCGGGUUAUUCUCAAAUUACAGCUCAAAUGAAGCCUACUGGGAAUGCAACUGUUCAUUCAAUAUAUUAUCCAACUAAUUCAACUCCUAAUCAACAAUAUUCUGCUACUCAGUAUCAAGGACAAUAAUUAUGCUAUUGAUGUAUAAAACUUUAAAACCUCCUAAGUUUAUGGACUGAUAUUACCCAUUAAAAAUUAUUACAUUAUUACAUUUAAUAUUAUUAUUUCAAGUUUAUAAUAUUAGCAGUUAGUAAAAAAUUUGAAUAGUGUUUUUUUAACUAGAAUUUUUUUGAAAAUACUAAUUAUUUGUACUUAAAACUUAGAAUAGGAAACAUUAAGUAAAUAUCUUAUUUAUAUUUAAAUAUGUAUAAAUGUAGCAUAAUAUCAAUUGUUAUGCUAAAUUUUUCUCUUUUUUUUAGUUAUUGCAUUCCAUUGUCAGUUUUGUAAAUUUAAUUAUUUAAUUAAUAAUAAACCUACCAAAUAUUAGCUAGUCUUGAUAAUAUGCUUUACAAAAUUAUUUUAAAAUAUUGUCAAUCGGUUUGCUAUGACAAUUAAAGCAUUGUUUAAAUAUUAUUAUUUUUUUUUUAAAAAUACACAAUAAAUAAACAUUGGUGUAUAUAUAUUUUUAAGUGUAAAAUAAUUAUCCAUAUUUAUUCUUAACUGUGUUAUUAAUUUUACUUUCAGUUUAUUAAAAACAAACUUUUCUUUACUUUAAAGUAUUUAAAAAGAACCUGUAUUUAUGUAUUGUGAUUUUUCUACUUUUAAAAAUUA
Molecule: messenger RNA, 5728 nt
Organism: Cinara cedri
Lineage: Eukaryota; Metazoa; Arthropoda; Insecta; Hemiptera; Aphididae
Source: the annotation of a GenBank genome assembly